AUGGCGCAGGCAAUUGCCACCUCAGAUCACAAGCGCCGCAAGAAUACGAGUACUCUCAUCGACAAAAUAUCUAGCAGAAUCUCCCAAAACUCCCAGAACGACAUCCGCCUCCGCCUCUUCCUUAACCAGUCCCUCCACGAGCCAGCCUGCAAAAAAUGGCGAAACCAAGCCCACGAAAGCAUCUUCUACACCGAAUCCAGCGGUGCUAAGGUCUUGAACGUCCAAGUGCCCUUCUACUUCAAGAGUAUUGUAGACGCAAUGAACAUCGACGUUGCAUCUACGGGGGGCACCGUUGUCACAGUCGCAAGCACCAUGAUCUUCGCAUACGGCGCGACAAGGAUAGGAGCUACCGUCUUCCAGGAGCUUCGGAAUGCCGUAUUUGCGUCUGUGGCCCAGAAAGCCAUUCGGAAGGUGGCCUGCGAUGUCUUCGACCAUCUGUUACGGCUAGAUCUGAGCUUCCAUCUUUCCAAGCAGACUGGCGGUUUGACGAGGGCCAUCGACCGCGGAACGAAGGGCAUCAGCUUCCUUCUGACCAGUAUGGUCUUCCACGUCAUACCGACCGCUCUGGAAAUCACGAUGGUCUGCGGUAUUCUGACGUACCAAUAUGGUGGUUCUUUUGCGGCCAUCACCGCCAUCACUAUGGCGACGUACAGCGCCUUCACAAUCUGGACGACCGCGUGGAGGACCAAGUUUCGAAGGCAGACCAAUGCAGCCGACAAUAAGGCGUCUACUGUAGCUGUCGAUUCGCUCAUCAACUAUGAGGCAGUCAAGUACUUUAACAACGAGAAGUUCGAGAUUGCACGAUACGACAAGGCGCUGCAACAGUAUGAGAAGUCGUCAAUUAAAGUUGCCACGUCUCUCGCCUUCCUCAACUCGGGGCAGAACGUCAUCUUCUCUACUGCCCUCACAGCGAUGAUGUACCUUGGCGCCAACGGCAUAGCUACCGGCAGCCUGACAGUUGGUGACUUGGUCAUGAUCAAUCAGCUUGUAUUCCAGCUGUCAGUGCCGCUCAACUUCCUGGGGUCAGUGUAUCGUGAGCUGAGGCAGAGUCUGUUGGAUAUGGAGACUCUCUUCAACCUUCAAAAAGUCAAUGUCACCAUCACUGAGCCACCCAACGCACGCCCGCUGGCACUCCCCAAGGGUGGUGAGAUCCGUUUUGAGAACGUCACAUUCGGCUAUCAUGCCGACAGACCCAUUCUUCGCAAUCUUAACCUCGUUAUUCCCGCCGGGAAGAAGGUUGCCAUAGUCGGACCUUCCGGGUGCGGAAAAUCGACCUUGCUAAGGUUGCUGUUUAGAUACUAUGACGCGCAGGAAGGCCGCGUGUUGAUCGACGACCAAGACAUUCGGCAGGUCCAGCUGGACAGUUUACGGCGCGCCAUCGGUGUCGUACCGCAAGACACGCCACUCUUCAACGACACCAUUGAGCACAACAUCCGCUAUGGUGACAUCAACGCGCCGGAGGAGCGCAUUGUCGCCGCUGCCAAGCGUGCUCGCAUCCAUGACACGAUCGAGUCCCUGAAAGAUGGCUACAACACCAAGGUUGGCGAACGCGGUCUCAUGAUCUCAGGAGGCGAGAAGCAGCGUCUCGCAGUAUCACGGUUGCUUCUCAAGGAUCCACCUCUGCUAUUUUUCGACGAGGCUACUAGCGCCCUCGACACUCACACGGAGCAGACCUUGAUGCAGAACAUCAACUCCAUCCUCAAGGAGAAGAACCGGACCAGCGUGUUCGUAGCACAUCGGCUGAGGACGAUAUACGAUGCCGACUUGAUCAUUGUGCUGCAGGGUGGGACUGUUGUGGAGAGUGGCACUCAUCGGGAAUUGGUGGACCAAGGAGGAGUGUAUUCUGAGCUUUGGAGUGCGCAAGAAACACUGUUCCAAGAAAAUGGCGAGGAGACAGAGGAAGACAAGGACCAAUCUUCACGGUAA
Molecule: messenger RNA, 1926 nt
Organism: Diaporthe amygdali
Lineage: Eukaryota; Fungi; Ascomycota; Sordariomycetes; Diaporthales; Diaporthaceae
Product: iron-sulfur clusters transporter atm1
Exons: 3
Coding region: 1-1926 (641 amino acids)
Biological process (GO): transmembrane transport; intracellular iron ion homeostasis
Cellular component (GO): mitochondrial inner membrane
Molecular function (GO): ATP hydrolysis activity; ABC-type transporter activity; ATP binding
Source: RefSeq, a predicted model, not a curated record